AUGGCAUUUCAUUUCGAAUGUCUUGACAUAAAACUUGUUUGCUUGAUAUUUGUGUUUAUUGUGUUUGAGAUAAAGAAACAUCAGCUUCCAAUUGCAAGGAUCAAGCGGAUUAUGAAAUCGGAUGAAGAAGUGAAGAAGAUAAGUGCAGACGCUCCCAUUCUGUUCUCAAAAGCUUGUGAGCUUUUUAUCCUGGAACUCACUCUUCGAUCAUGGCUCCACACCGAAGAACAGGGCCGGCGAACCCUACAGAGAUGUGAUAUUGCUCAUUCUAUAACCACUGAAUCUGUUCUUGAUUUCUUACUCGGCGUCAUUCCAGUGGAAGAAACUAAGGAAGAGCAGGCUGAGAAAGAUGAGAGUCUAACUGUUUCUGAUCUCCCAUCCAAUGAGGUAUCUCUUCCCAUGAUAGAUGUCAACAAAUUCCACCAGAAUCUUAAUGGGAAGUUCAAGGCUGGAGAACAAGUUCCUCAACGACUUAUGAUUCAACACCCAGAAUCCUCUACCCGGAUCGUUUAUGAAUCUCCUGCUGAGUCUAGAGAUAUCAAGAAUGGUGAGAAGCAAGGUGAAGCUAUCGACCUCUGUUAUGGCUCUAAAGAUGGAAUUUGA
Nelumbo nucifera (sacred lotus) is the source of this 603-nucleotide messenger RNA. The record is from RefSeq and is a predicted model, not a curated record. Lineage: Eukaryota; Viridiplantae; Streptophyta; Magnoliopsida; Proteales; Nelumbonaceae.